AGUUCGCCGAAAUGGUCGGGGAAACGGUUGUCUUUCUCCGGUGCUGAAAAAUUUAACAGCAGAAAUUCAAUCAACAUUCACCUUUUGGAAUAGAAAAAAAAAGAAAAUUCAAUUAAGAUUUAAUACAAUCGUAGUGCAGUUUUGUGAAUUUUCUCAUUACUUUUUGUUCGGUUCUCUCGUUUGUGGGAAAAUUUUAAUCUGUGAAAGUUAAGAACAUUGUUUUAGAAUGAGAGAUGGGAUAAAAAUGGAGCCCCCGAGGAACGUGCCUUUCGAGUACAGCUAGUAUAAUUUCCAAAAUUCAUCAACUUCGUGAAUAAUUGUUUUAGCACCCCUUGAUUUCAUUUUUUUUUGGCACCCUCGACGUAAAAGUGAGGUCAUCGCGUACGAGAAAUAGAAUUGUUUUCUCUCGUAAUAAAUGUGCGUGAAGAAUCGUGAGAGGGAUAAAAAAAAAAAUGAAAACUUUUUUACACUCCGUUCUCCCGAUCGUCGUCGGACUUUCGAUCGUUCACUCGACCGCUCACGCCGCUCUGAAUCCAUCCGGAUCGAAAUGUGGUAAAAAACGAUGCUCAACCGUAGAAUACUGCAGCCCAUUCGACAGCCAGUGCAUCCCUUGCUCAAAUAUAUGCGAUCCAUCGGGACACAAUCAUCAACCAGAUCUGUGCGUCAAGGAUUGUCAGGAAUAUCUUCACGACCAGCGUUACGUACUCCGCGAAGACUUGGCGGGCGAUCCGAAUCUGAAAGCCGAAGUUCAACGCCUCAAGACUCUGGUAACGAUCACACUAACUCUCACCUGCAUUUCACUAGUCGGAUUGAUUUUUCUCCUCACUUGGAAGUUUUUGUGGAUAAAAAAAAUUCGAAAAAUGGUACAGGCCGGGUGGUUUAGAAAAAAAUGGAUCAAGAAAGCGACGAACAACAAUCGCGUACAAGACGACGCGGAGGUUGGCGGGGGUGGUCAGUCGAAUAACAAGCAAAAUGUGGGUUUGAAAUUAGCCAUGCCAACGAUAAGUGGUACGGUCGUCGCUCCGAGAAGCAACAACGGCGACGGAACGCCGAACACGACGAGUACCCCACUUUCGAGGAGACAUCCCAGCGAAGAUACCACUCUGGAUUACGCCUACGAUAAUCCAGCUAUGACUCCCAGUCCCGAAUCGCAACAACCGCGUACGAAACGCGAGAGUUCAUUUUAGUAAGAAUAUUUUGAAAUCCACGAAUGGGGUUCAAGUUCUUUUUCUUAUUCAUCAAUUUCUUCGCCAUCUGAAAAUUUGAAGCAUGAACUCGGUAUUUUUCGAGAACGCGCAGCAAUAUUUGUGAUAUAUGUCCUGGUACGAUGUUGAAAAUGGAUAUUUUUACGGUUUAUUAUAAUAUUUUUUAUAACGAAAGCGUCUGUAUGAUAAUUUUUUUUUAAUUUUUUUUCAAAUUUUUUUAUGAUCAUUGAACGUGUGUACAAAUAAUUAGUAAAAUUGAGGAGUAUGUGUAUAUGUAUAGAACACGAACGAGUGAGAUAUAAUUUUAGCCGAAAGUUUGAUAAGUUGAGAUAAAUUUUUUAAAGAAUUUCUACAAAGCUUAGUUGAAUUUAAAAUUUAAUAAUGUAGAUAUUUUAGAGAUAAUUAAUCGAUUAAUUAAUUUUAACGUGUGACUGCCCUGCAGUGCAUUAUACCGUGCGGCUGUGUGACUUAAAUCUUGAAUAAUAUAUUUACGACGCGUGAAUUAUAAGGGUUGAGAUAAUUGAUACUCUUUGAUACUCGCAUAUCGUCGUUGUCAUUAAUAUCGGUAUAAUUAUUAUUGAAUUAAUAUAGUUAUUGUGUUUACUAAAACAACAACAAGACUACAACUUAAAAAAAAAACAGUUUAUGUAGAACGUUGUUGCGUAUAGAAUAGAAAUUAACAUAUUUUGUACAUCGUUUCCCCUGCGAAUAUCGUAUAACCUUAUCAGCCAUUCCGUCCAUGAAAGGCCUUUUUAGCAUGCGCGUUUGAAAAUAAAAACGCGCAUUGCAUAGGACAAUUUUAUUUCCGCACGUCCACGAUAAUGAAUAUACAUAUCUUUUUAAAAUGGUCACUAAACGCUCUGCGUGCGUGCGCUACCUAAGAACAUGGUGUUGAAAAUUUCAUCUACUUUUUUUUCCCAGCCGUGAAAAAAAAUAUGCUCAAUAAUCGACAAAAAACGCUCAAUAUCAAUUUUUAUCCGUUCGAAUCCAACAAAUUGUAUUAGAAAUGCUCAACGAUAAUUGGACAUCGAUUUGCUCAAUAACUUCUACAAUAGUUUGUGACUCAGAAUCUCAACGGCCCUUGACGCCGCGGCUCGUAUUCCACUCUCAAAAGUUGAAGAUCCGUUUUUUUUCCAGUCCUAAAAAUUAUUUGUUUAAAUAAAUGAAAGGAUGAAAAAAAUUCGCGUGCUUUUCGUAAGUAUUUCUGAAGAGUUAGCUAAAACCUUGGUGCCUUUGAUGAGAUUAUCGUGGACGCGCUGUCCGAAAUUAUCCUUAGAGUACGUCAGCUAAAUUCACAGUAUUUAGGAAUUAUAGUAUUAAAAUAAGUUCGUAGCGUUAGAGCGAUCUUUGGUCCCAUUUUAUGGACCAACGUCUUCCAGAAUUGAAGAUAUUAAUGUGCCCCAGGCAGCUAUUAGGUUUAAGAAUUCAGCAAUACUUAUAAGUGACAUUCAAGUUACUAAUCGUCAGCGAUCUGUAUCGAAUAGUUUUGACUGAAGAUCAAUGUAAUAUAUCGAUAUAGUAUCUAUUAUUUAUAAAUCACUCACCUAAUCCGCAGCAAUAAUUUUAAAAAGCGCCUAGGUAAACUUCGAAGAUACGAUGAACGAAUGAACGUAAUAACUAAGUACCUAUAUAAAAUUCGUUGAUUGAGUCUAAUUUAAAUAGGAUAUAUUUGUUACUAACAUUUUUCGCGUGAAAAACAAGCAAUACACCGUAGAGCACAUAUCGUUGAGUUGAUUAUAAUAUAACGCUGAAGGCGAUUGUUAGAACUAAAUUUUAAGUAUUCCAAUUAAAAGCAACAAACAAUUUUAACUAAUAUCGUCUAUUUAGUGUGUAAUUUGAAGAAUUGUUUGACAAUCGUAUAAAUGACAAAAUUAUCGACUGUCCAAAAGGCUUUCCCGCAUAGUUUUGAAAUUUUUAAGUAUAGAUAAUUUUAAUCAUCAUUGUUACUUUUACUUUGCUAUCAUUAUUUUGUAAAGCGUAUUUCAUAGAUCUUAGAAUAUGACAAAAAAAUAGACCACAUCACAUCACGUUGUUAGUUAAAAAAAAAACAAUCAAGUUUUACUACAGUUAUAGUUUUACUUUAUUCUUCAUUCAUUUCUUUCUAGUAAAAUAAUAAUCACGUUGAUACUUGUUAGUUAAAUUAAGAUGUAUUGUAAAUUAUAGUAUAUUUAUCCGCUGUUUAGAGUUAUUAAUUUUUCUAAUUAUAUCGAUCGCAGUUACUAUAUAUCUAUACAUAAUAUAAUAUAGAAACGUUACACAUUAUUGCGUGGAAAUGGAUGAAUUUGUUUGAACAGUUUUAACUCAGUUGAAAGAUAA
This is a messenger RNA of Athalia rosae (coleseed sawfly), 3521 nucleotides long. Its product is annotated as protein grindelwald. The transcript has 5 exons. Bases 453 to 1187 code for a protein of 244 amino acids. Lineage: Eukaryota; Metazoa; Arthropoda; Insecta; Hymenoptera; Athaliidae. The record is from RefSeq and is a predicted model, not a curated record.